UAUUUCCAGCGGUGGGGCUUGGGGUGCUCAGUGUUGAGUGGGGUGCCGGCAGAAGAGCCAUGGCCGAGGAGCAGCGAGACCUCAUGUCUGACCACGGCAGCAGCGUGCUUGGGGUCGGGGACACCCAGAGGUCUGCGUGUGGCCGCAAAGCCGCCCUCUCCUCGCUCUCCAUCCUGGUGGCCCUGCUUAUCGCCGGCCAGGCCGUCACCGUCUACUUCGUGUACCAGCAAAGCGGGCAGAUCAGCAAGCUGACCAAGACCUCCCAGAGCCUGCAGCUGGAGGCCCUGCAGAGGAAGCUGCCUGCCAGUGCCAAGCCGGUGAACAAGAAGAUGAUGACCAUGAUCAACACGCCCCUGGCCAUGAAAGUCCUGCCUCUUGCUCCUUCUGCAGGCAGCAUGGAUAUGACCCCUGCUAGCAACAAAACGGAGGACCAAGUGAAGCAUGUGCUGCUGCAAGCUGACCCCAAGAAGAUGUUCCCGGAGCUGAAGGACAACCUGAUGGAUAACCUGAAGAGGCUGAAGAACACCUUGACCGAGGCAGACUGGAAGUCCUUUGAAUCCUGGAUGCACAAGUGGGUUCUGUUCCAAAUGGCCCAGAACUCCAAGCCGGAGGAGCACAAGGAGAUCCCAGCACUGAAAGUGCAAACUAAGUGCCAGGCGGAGGCCAGCGCUGGGGGUGUGUGGCCGGGCCGCUUCCGCCCGCAGUGCGAUGCCAACGGCGACUACCUGCCCAAGCAGUGCAAUGGUGCCACGGGCUACUGCUGGUGUGCACACAAAAAUGGCACCAGGAUUGAGGGCACGGCCACCCGAGGGAAGCUGGACUGCCCCGACCCUUCCGCUGCUGCUGCGGAGCCAGAGGAGAUGAUCUUCUCCGGGGUGGACAUGCUCAGGCUGGGGUCAGAGAAAGCAGACAAGUAGAAGAGGACACCAGCGGAGGCCUGGCCCCUCCUCAGCAUCCCACCUCCCAAGUGCUGUUUGUUUUGCUCUAUUCCACUCCUGCUCUUGCACUGCUUCUCCAAGGCGAUGAACAGCGGGCACCCCUCUGCACCCGCACCCCCGAGGCAGCCACGGCCACCCAGGUGCCCCGGCCUUCCCUUGCAGCAGGGCUACAGCAGCCUGGCACACGAUUUUAGCCCUGUCAGACCUGGCAAUCCUGUUGGCUUUUGCCCGUUGGCCCCCCCAGCACACCCCAGCCCCCAGGCAAGCGCAGAAGAACGAGCCACUAACGCUUUCUCACACCAUUAAAAGCAGCAAAAGAGCCUCCAGAAGCUUCUUCACUGCCCCGCAGGGUGGGUUAAGGCAGGAGAGGGUCUGGGGGAGGGCUCAGGGUGGGUUACUGCAGGAGAGUCUGGGGGAGGGCUCAGGGUUGCAGGUAGACAUUCACCUUGAGCUUUGGUGGCAGCAGUGGGUAAGAGCAGGCAGAGGGGCUUCUGCUUUUUUGCUGAAUAGAUCUGCUUAGCCCUUUUAUAACUGACCUCACAAGCUCACCAUUUCAAAUAAACUUUUGAAUAAGAAAA
Colius striatus (speckled mousebird) is the source of this 1516-nucleotide messenger RNA. RefSeq names its product CD74 molecule (gene CD74). The transcript is spliced from 9 exons. Gene Ontology annotation, molecular function: MHC class II protein binding; macrophage migration inhibitory factor binding; cytokine receptor activity. Lineage: Eukaryota; Metazoa; Chordata; Aves; Coliiformes; Coliidae. Bases 60 to 917 code for a protein of 285 amino acids. Gene Ontology annotation, cellular component: cytoplasm; membrane; cell surface. Gene Ontology annotation, biological process: positive regulation of type 2 immune response; negative regulation of DNA damage response, signal transduction by p53 class mediator; immune response. The record is from RefSeq and is a predicted model, not a curated record.